Pectinophora gossypiella (pink bollworm) is the source of this 453-nucleotide messenger RNA. It is a transcript of the gene Spase12, whose product is annotated as signal peptidase complex subunit 1. The record is from RefSeq and is a predicted model, not a curated record. Gene Ontology annotation, biological process: protein targeting to ER. Gene Ontology annotation, cellular component: endoplasmic reticulum membrane; signal peptidase complex. The transcript has a single exon. Lineage: Eukaryota; Metazoa; Arthropoda; Insecta; Lepidoptera; Gelechiidae. Bases 93 to 377 code for a protein of 94 amino acids.
ACGUGUCCACUCCACUGUCAGCUUGGUGGCACGUCACGUUAGCAUUUUGUGAAAUAUCUUUACAUUCCGCAAGUUAAUUUAUUAACGCGAAAAUGGAUUUCUUUUCGUCAAUUCCAACCCAUAUCGAUUACGUGGGUCAAGCGAAAGCGGAGAAAUUAUACAGAGCUAUUAUUACUCUAUUCAGCAUCGUUGGUUUCGUUUGGGGCUACAUAGUGCAACAGUUCUCGCAAUCCGUGUACAUUCUGGGUGCCGGGUUCCUUCUGGCAGCAAUCCUGACUGUUCCCCCAUGGCCCAUGUACCGUCGCAACCCACUCAACUGGCAGAACCCAAAGAACUCGGAAGAAAAGGCGUCAACCAAUAAGAAAGGAAAGAAAUAGUUUGUGAUAUUGUUCAUGUUUCUUGCUGUCCUGUAAUAUACGCAUUUCUCAAAUAAAACAUAGUUUUUAAGAUUCA